AAAAACAAUCAUAACCACAACGUGGUCUCCGGUCUGUUGAUAUGAUAUUUUUAUGGUCUGUGACCAGUGACCAUAACCAUUGUUUAAAUACAUUAAUAACAUAAUAAUAAAAUUACCAAGUACAAAAUUAUCUGUUGUAGUCAGAAACAAUGAACCAGGUUAAUUAGUAAACCACAGUCUGCGAUAGAUUUUUAACUUAUUGUCCUGUUGUCCCUCCACCUAAAAAUUGUUCAAUGUAUCGUGGAGGUAUAGAUGGAGAUUCUCCAGCUGAAUUGGAGUCGCAAUUCAUAUUACGUCUACCUGAAGAACCAGCCCGAUUACUUCGCGAUGCAAUACACAAUAGUAACACUUUGAAAGAUAGGUUUGCAAUCAAAAUCGAUGACGAUUUGCGACACGGAGAAGUGCGAGUCGACCACUAUUUGAUGAAUGCUAAAGUUGUCGAUUUACCCACAAUUGUAGAAUCUCUGAAGACGAUAGACUCGAAGGGGUUUUAUAAAACGGCAGAUAUUUGUCAAAUGUUAAUAUGUAAAGAAGAAGACGAUCCGACAGUUGACGAAGAUUCGCCACAGAAAAAGAAGAAAGAUCCUAACAAAGUGGAUAAAAAGUACCUGUGGCCGCACGGCAUAACACCGCCAGCAAAAAAUGUUCGCAAGCGAAGGUUUAGAAAAACAUUGAAAAAAAAGUACGUCGAAGCACCCGAGAUUGAGAAGGAAGUUAAACGACUAAUUCGUAGCGACAAUGACGCUUUAGGUAUUAAGUGGGAAGUAAUUAAUGAAGAUGAUGAAAAUCGUAUAAAUCGUGGCACCGUCGUUAUUAAAAAGGAACCAAUUGAGUCUAACAGUCAAAAUGUUGCCGAGGAUGAUAUAUUUGGUGGUGCUGUUAGUGAUUCGGAAGAGGAGGAUACGCACGUUAAUGUUUUAGAAUUAGACGAAACUAGUCAAAAUUCCGCCGAAGAUAGUCACUUAACCGAUUCAAAUUCCGUUAUGAACACUUCUAUGAACAGCAAAAUUUAUACUGAAUUUUCGAGCGAAAUGUUUGGAGAAAUCGCAAAUUCACCGCUUAUGGAUUAUUAUCAUCCUCCUCCGCCUUCCAAUAUACAGUACAGCACUCAAAAUUUAUCCAAGUCGUCCAUCGAAUCUCGAUUGGAGGAGUUAGAUAUGGAGUUGGCGGAUCUAAAAAAUCGUAGAUUACAGCAGGAGAUUGAAAUCGAAAACUUGGAAAAUUUGGCACUCCGCCAACGGUUCCAAGAUAUAUUAGACAGACUAUUGCAGGAACAACUUGAUAAGGAGCAGGAACAGUAUGAAUUGCAACAAAUUUUAAAGCAAGGACAUUUAUAGAGCGCUAUAUAUUUUUAUAUUUACAUUUUUAUGAAAUUAUAUUACGUAUGCAAUUCCAUAGGAUCCUUUGAAAAAAUCUAGUUUUGGGCACAGAAGAUAUUGUUAUUCACUUGUGUGGCACAUAAAUUGAAAUUUCUAGUAUAAACUGUUUUGACAAAUUGAGUAUGUGAUAUAUGCAAUUAAAUUUGCUAUUUUACAUGA
Messenger RNA from Photinus pyralis (common eastern firefly), 1538 nucleotides. RefSeq names its product transcription initiation factor TFIID subunit 7 (gene Taf7). Gene Ontology annotation, biological process: transcription initiation at RNA polymerase II promoter; RNA polymerase II preinitiation complex assembly. The transcript has 4 exons. The coding region runs from base 234 to 1337 and encodes 367 amino acids. Gene Ontology annotation, cellular component: transcription factor TFIID complex. Lineage: Eukaryota; Metazoa; Arthropoda; Insecta; Coleoptera; Lampyridae. The record is from RefSeq and is a predicted model, not a curated record. Gene Ontology annotation, molecular function: RNA polymerase II general transcription initiation factor activity.